UUAUAUAUUUGAAAAAAAUAAUGCUUUCACUUUCACUUCAAGGCUCCAUUGAUUCGGUGGAGACGCUGCACUUGAACACAACUUCAAUAAUACAAUAAACUAAAGUAUCAGCAGCAGAAAGGCGAAUUAGGGAAACAGAAAAACUUUAGGAAACUCCGCCAUGGCGUUUAAGUACCCGGCUGCCCGAAGAGAUGAGAGUAAGGUGGAUGACCAUCAUGGUACAAAGAUCUGUGAUCCCUACACCUGGCUGGAAGACCCUGAUAGUGCAGAAACCAUGGCUUUUGUUGAGGAGCAGAACAAACUGACCAUGCCAUACCUGGAGCAGUGCGCUGUCCGGGCUCAGUUCCACCAGCGCCUCACUGAGCUCUAUGACCAUCCCAAAUACAGCUGCCCCUACAAGAGAGGGAAGAGGUACUUCUACUUUCAUAACAAGGGUCUCCAAAACCAGGAAGUGCUGUAUGUGCAGGACUCUCUGGAUGGAGCUGCCACUGUAUUCUUUGACCCGAAUACACUCUCAGAAGAUGGCACUGUGGCUUUGAGAAUGGGCCGCCUGUCAGAGGAGUGUGAAUAUUUUGCCUAUGGUUUGAGCAGCAGUGGUUCAGACUGGGUAACAAUUAACUUCAUGAAGGGUGAUGACCUCACCAUACUUCCUGAUGUACUGGAGAGGGUUAAAUUCAGCUGCUUGGCAUGGACCCACGAAGCCAAGGGCAUCUUUUACAACUGCUACCCGCGGCAGGAAGGCAAAACUGAUGGCACAGAGACUACAUGCAACGUCAAUCAGAAGCUGUACUACCACGUCAUCGGCACCAAACAGUCAGAAGACAUUCUGGUUGCAGAGUUCCCCGAACAUCCCAAGUGGCACAGUUCAGUCACCAUAUCAGAUGAUGGCAGAUAUGCUGUUCUGUCCAUCACUGAAGGAUGUGAACCUGUCAACCAGCUGUGGUACUGCGACCUUCAGCAGCUCCCCAAUGGCAUCACAGGCCUGCUUCCAUGGGUCAAACUUGUGGACAACUUUGACGCCCAGUACUCGUAUGUCACCAACGAGGGAACCGUGUUCACUUUCCACUCUAACUUGGACGCUCCUCGGUACUGUCUCAUCAACAUUGACAUCCAGAAAGCAGACAGGCAGCACUGGACUACCCUCAUCCCCCAGCACGACAAAGAUGUCCUGGGCCUUGUCUCCUGUGUGAACCAGCACCACCUGCUGGUCAACUACCUCCACGAUGUGAAGGACAUCCUGCAGGUGUGCGAGCUGUCCACAGGCCAGCUGGUCAGGGAUCUGCCGCUGGGCGUCGGAGCAGUGUUAGGAGUGAGCUGCAAGAAGAAGCACUCAGAGUUCUUCUACAAGUUCACCUCCUUCACUACUCCAGGUAUCAUUUACCACUGUGAUCUGAGCGAUGCAACCCCAGAGCCCAGGGUGUUCAGGGAGGUGGAGGUAAAAGGCAUCAAGCAAGAGGACUAUGAGACCAACCAGGUAUUCUAUCCCAGUAAGGAUGGAACCAAGAUCCCCAUGUUCUUAGUUCACACCAAGGGCCUAAAGAAUGACGGGACUCAUCCUGUCUUCCUUUAUGGCUACGGAGGCUUUGAGCAUUCCUUACAGCCACACUAUAAUGUUGCUUACCUGCUGUUUGUGCGCCACCUGGGAGGGAUCCUGGCAGUGGCCAACAUCAGAGGGGGGGGCGAGUACGGCCUCACCUGGCACAAAGCUGGCACUUUGGGGAACAAGCAGAAUUGCUUAGAUGACUUCCAGUGUGCAGCAGAGUAUCUGAUCCAGGAGAAGUACACCACGGCCAGCCGCAUCGCUAUCAACGGAGCCUCUAAUGGAGGACUGCUAGUGGCUGCAUGCGUGAACCAGCGUCCAGACCUGUUUGGCUGUGCGGUGGCAGAGGUGGGGGUGAUGGACAUGCUGAAGUUCCACAAGUUCACCAUCGGCCACGCCUGGACCACCGACUACGGCUGUGCUGACGACCCCGAGGAAUUCAAGUGGCUGAUCAAGUAUUCUCCUCUCCAUAAUCUGCCUCAGCCCCCUUACUCCGGCCCCCCCUUCCCUGCCGUCCUGCUGCUGACGGGGGACCACGAUGACCGCGUGGUGCCCCUCCACACCCUGAAGUACUGCGCGGCGCUGCAGCAGGGGGUGGGCCGCAGCCCCGGGCAGCGCCAGCCUCUGAUGGUCAGGGUGGACACCCGCAGCGGGCACGGCGCCGGGAAGCCCACCGCCAAGGCCAUCCUGGAGGAUACACACAUCUACUGCUUCAUCGCCGAGACACUGGGGCUCAGCUGGAAGGAGUAGAGAGGCUGGUAAAAGAUGCUCGCAAUAAGGGAUGCUUUUUAAGGGAUUAAUGGUUUAUAAUUCUUAUUUAAGAAUACAUACUUUUAGUCAAGGUCAGAAGAAUAUACCAGAACAGUGAAAGUGAAUCAUUACAGGAAGAUUUAAUUAUAAAAAUGAGAUACAUACCAUGAUGCCUCUUUUGAAAUAACUCUUGACAAUUACCUUUACCUAUCAAAUACACAAAAAGAUUAGGCAUUUGUUUUGAAUGCAUAUUGUAGAUUUGGAAUAAAUUGUAUAAUUAAAAUAAAGCAUUUAAACAAAACCUC
This is a messenger RNA of Trematomus bernacchii (emerald rockcod), 2595 nucleotides long. Its product is annotated as prolyl endopeptidase-like. Gene Ontology annotation, molecular function: serine-type endopeptidase activity; oligopeptidase activity. Gene Ontology annotation, biological process: proteolysis. NCBI's taxonomy places the organism in Eukaryota, Metazoa, Chordata, Actinopteri, Perciformes, Nototheniidae. Gene Ontology annotation, cellular component: cytosol. The record is from RefSeq and is a predicted model, not a curated record.